AUGGAGGGGAGCUCUGACGCUUGGUUUGCGGCCAUCUUUGCCAGAGAUUACGAGAAGAUUAAGAGUGACUUGGGAAUCUACAAGGGUUCGGUAAAUUCAGACGGACUAACGGGGCUUCACUUGGCAGCCCAAAUUGGCGAUGUUGGGAUAGUGCGCAUACUGGCUGCUACCGAAAAGGGAAUUUUAACACCAGAUGGAUUAACUGCAUACAUGCUCUCUGUUAUUAAUGGCCAUUGGGAGGCAGCGGAAUUUCUUUACCAGUUUGAAGGAGACAUCAAGACAAACCGCAAUAAGACAAUACUUCACAUUCUUGCAGAGCGGGGACUAGCAAGCGAACUUGAAGCUGUUGCACCAAAGAUUCCCAAUGAGUGUGACUGCAAUGGAAACACAGCCCUGGAAAGUGCGUUGCUUUCCUCACAGAUCGAUGCUGCUGGCGUUUUAUUAAGGCAAUUUCCCUUAGAUCUUUCAGAACUUAAUCACUUGGAGGAGAAGUUUCGAGAAACAGGUCUUUCAGAAAGCAUCACAUUCAUUGACCGCGCAGUGGUGCGCUUAGAACGUGAAGCAAUCUCUCGAUGCAAGGAUUGCAACUAUUUCAAGAAGCGAUUGGAAGAAGCAAGGCGCGAUCUAGGAAAGCAGCAGCGCUACUGCGAAGACAUCAAGCGGGUUCUCCUACAAUCAGAAGGCACACCGCUAGAUGCUGCGCGAGCAGCUAUGCGGGCAUUCAAGGCUGAACUGGAGGAGAAGACAAAGAUCCAGGAUGCACUCAAUAGUGAGCUCAGGUUGUUGAAAAGCGAGUCCGAACGGUCGAAACGUGCCGUUGUACAAGCAGAAACUCAAAUGCAAGAAAUCCGCGAGCAGUAUAUAUCGGGCGACGGUCGCACUGUAAGAGACAUGGACAGAAUCAUACGGGAGCUAACGACAAAAAUUGAGAGUCUACAAGCAGAUAACCUGUCGCUUGAGGCUACUCUCCAAAACGUCCGCGCACAACUUCAUCUGCGUGACGAAAGAGUUUUAACCAUAUCCACACAAUUGGCCGAGCAAUCCAGGGCGAAUUCAGCCUUGGCGAGGAUCCAUAGCCUGGAGAAGGAAAAGUGUAACAGCUUGGAAUCUCAGGUUAGGUCGUUGCAAGGAUCCCUGCAUGUCUUGGAGGAGAGCAACGAGCAGCUUGCCGGUACCGUUGCAAGUCAGGAACAGAGCUUGAACACGCUGACAACUACAGUGACCCAGCUUGCCACAGAGAAGGCAGAAUUCAUGAAUAUAUUGGAAGCUGGCCCUCCGGAAUACAAAGAGAUGCAAAGAGAAGCGUUAGAAACCAGUAACCAACUUUAUCAGAGCAUAAGGGAAUGUGAGGAGUUACAGGGGACUGUAAAUGCAUUGCGAGAAGCAGAGCAGGAGUAUCUUCGCAUUAUUCAGGAGAAAACAGAGGAGAGCAUGAGGCUUUCCGCCACGAUCAGAGAGCUUGAGGCAGACAAGGUAAAUCUAAAGGCAAAGAUCUCCAUUCUGGAAGGACAAGUAGCGGUUUACGUAGAGGAGAUCAAGCUGAAAGAUGAUGUCCUUGGAGCAAAAAGCACAGAGCUUGCUCAGCUGAAGGUUGGACGCACAGCUGAGCUGGGAGCCGCAUCGUCUCAUCAGCAACUUCACGAAUCAAGAAGUUCUAAAUUAUCUAUGCCCAUCUCUAGCGUAGUCAUCAAUCCAGCACAAGCAUUUUUGCCGCCUACCAAUAUGAGCCAUUUGAGCAACUUCAGCGCAUCCAAUAUGUCCAACAUUUCGGUCAAUCUUGACGGUGAUGAAGAAGAGCCUGCAUUUACUCAUAACAAUAAUCGUCGAUCUAUUGGAGGUAACACAGAUACUUAUGUGCAAGUUGGAAGCCGGAGAACUAGACCACUUUCUGCCUCAGCCGUGACCAGCAGGCCUCGAACGAAUACACGAGGGCGGAUGGAUGCUAGCCUCACAGCUUCGAUGCUUAAUCCAAUCGCCGUGUCUGCAAUACACGGACAGCCCGGUAUAGGUAUGUCAAUGGGAACAGUUACAUACAAAGGCCAGACACAAGAUGACACACUGCUGAUGCAAGCAGCAGCCGCAGGAGACUUGAGUGUCAUACAACAAAUGGCACACGAGAUACGGCGCAUUAACUCUAACGGAAUGACCGCCCUCAUGCUUGCAACUCUAAACAAGCAGAGGGACGCCAUUAUCAACCUUAUCUCCCAAGAGUCUGGGAUGCAGAAUAAUGACGGUGAAACAGCGCUCAUGAUAGCUGUUAGGACAGGCUACCAUGAAGGCGUCAAUCUGCUCGCCAUGAAAGAGGCCCGGUGCACCAAGCCCGACGGCACUUCAGCUCUUUACAUCGCCAUUAAUUCAAACAAUGAGGUCGCAGCUCGUAUGCUGGCGAGAUAUGAGGGUAUUGAUGUACGGGACGUUUCCACCCUCAACUAUCGAUUCAAUGAAAUGAUGGAAGCGGCAGCACAGGAUGACAUUGUCACCUGCUAUCUUCUUAUAAGCCUCCAAGGAAGGCUUGUCGAUGAAAGUGGAAGAACGGCACUGAUGUACGCUGCUAUGAACGGAGCUAGUUCUGCAGCACGACUCUUAGUGCCAAUUCAGUUGCAGUGCCGAGAUAAGUACGGAAACACUGCUCUUAUGUAUGCAGCCGAACUGGGGUAUCAAGACCUUGUCGAGAUCCUGAAGGGCGAGGCAGGUAUGUCUAAUCGCCUUGGAGAGACAGCCCUAAUCAAGGCAAUCAGGCGUGGACACAUAGCGUGUGUUGGUGCUCUCUUUUUCGCCGAGUAUAGCAUCUGCACAGUAAGAGGGGAGUCCCCCAUCGAUAUCGCCGCCUCUCUUGGUGGAGAGAUACCCCAAGAGGUAAAGGCAUCGAUUGUGAACUUCCUAACGGACCUGCAGAACAGAAUAAGACUGUGA
Giardia duodenalis is the source of this 2913-nucleotide messenger RNA. Its product is annotated as Ankyrin repeat protein 1. The transcript has a single exon. Bases 1 to 2913 code for a protein of 970 amino acids. The record is from RefSeq and is a predicted model, not a curated record. Gene Ontology annotation, molecular function: protein binding. Lineage: Eukaryota; Fornicata; Diplomonadida; Hexamitidae.